Haliotis rubra (blacklip abalone) is the source of this 1333-nucleotide messenger RNA. RefSeq lists its product as uncharacterized. The record is from RefSeq and is a predicted model, not a curated record. NCBI's taxonomy places the organism in Eukaryota, Metazoa, Mollusca, Gastropoda, Lepetellida, Haliotidae. Bases 107 to 853 code for a protein of 248 amino acids. The transcript has 2 exons.
UAAGUGUAUAAAGAUCCCGUCUCGUGUCCAGAUCGACGCAUUGGUCGUCAAGGCUUUCGGUGACGCAACCGCUAUUAUCAGAGCCUGGUCUUACGACUUUUUAAAGAUGAGCGAUAACAUUUCUCAACUCGAGGCCUACGUUAGUGCCUGGGCAUGGAAAUAUCACAUUGCACCCUGUUAUCAAACAAAAUACAGCUUUGGCGAUUUCGAAUUCCAAGUAGAUUUCGAAAAUGUCGACUUUGUUUUCGAGAAACCAACAUUUAAGUACAAGAAGUCCCCAAUGUUAGACCCAAAGGUAGUGUUUAUGACAAACUACAAAAACGACACCGACGUUGCUCAAGAAAUGACCGUCCGCGUCCAGCGUACGACAUCCGCUACGGCAAGAAUCAGGAUGAAGCAUGGCUUCGCUGCGGACAACGGAGUUGGUAUAAAGCUCCGCGCACCACCGGAAGUAGACAGUGCGUUCGGAGCAUACCUGCCUGUCCAGACGGAGGAACGGAGUGACCUAAGUCACAGCAUGACCUGGAAAUACAACUCCAAGAUCACAGCCGCUCCGCGGAGGACAACAGUGGCCAAGUUCGAGGUCAACGAGCAGAGACUGGCCUGUGACUUUUCCACGUACGUACGUCUGAGAGGGGUGGUCAAAGUGACAGUUGUUCACAAGAAAUCAGGAACUACUAUUGAAACCAUCAACGAAAGCAUCAGAACGAUCCUCGAUGAAUUACUACCCAGAGCAACUGAAUAUGAUCCACGAGAGAACAUAAUUUGGCUUAAAGACCAGGAAGCAAGAUGGCCGUUUCGAGGUGACAUAACCUUCAACUAUGGAAUAUCCCAAAACGAGGUUGUUGAGUGAACCUCUUGGUGAACAGACAAGCACAGCUGCACUGCAAAAUGUAUGAUGUGACAAAUUUAUAAUGGCCGAAGACUCCGAUUAAAUACUCGUAUCAACUGAUUGAAAGACACUGGACUAAUGACACUUUGUUCUGGUAAUUGGCACGAAUCCAAGAUAGCAACACUUGAACUUAUGUCACAGCAAAGAUUCCGCGGAACUGUUGACUCCGAUCAAUACUGCCCAGUGAUGUUUAUUGUGACUGUUAACUUAUUGUACAUUAUACGGUAUUCUCGUACUAUUACUCCUUAUUCGUGUUGUGGCUUAUCAUCUUUACAAAUGAGGUAUAUAAAAAGCGAUGUUGUGUGAGAUGUUUUCGAAGUUAAAGUUGUACAUAUCCAUGUGACUAUUUUAAUGUUGAUACGGUAGCAGUAGCCUUUUGACUUAUUUCCACAGUUUUGUUUAAUCGAGGGAAACGUGUAGAUAAUAAAGGAUAGAACUAUU